GGUGUGUGAUGGGGAGAUAGACCUUGUGGCAAAAGUGGAGCGCUGUCGCCAGGCGAUACUGGAGGGCAUUCGGGUGGAAUUUGCACACCCCCUUCUUCCUCCCAUGCCAGGAGCGGGUGGGCACAAGGUCGGCCCCCCACCCCCCUACCCCAUGGCUCACCCCCCAGGCCGUGGCAGAGGCAGAGGAGGACCAGUGAGGAAUAGUGUACAAGGUGGUGGCGUAGGUAGAAUGUUCUCCCGUGGAGGACAACUACAAGUCGCCGGUGUUGUUGUAGGAUCUUGGGGACCAAACUAUGGCUCCAGCGGUAAUGACUACAGACCAAGGGGAACAAGAUACCCGCAUAAUGGUGGUGGAAAUAUGCAAGGGAGAAGUGAAUCCAGUAGAUUUUCCCGCUCCACUCGAGGCAGACCAACUGUUUUGGCCAAACGCCGCACGAUAAAGAAGCGUGAGAUUCGCUCGAGCCGGGACGAGGGAUGA
Penaeus chinensis is the source of this 478-nucleotide messenger RNA. RefSeq names its product constitutive coactivator of PPAR-gamma-like protein 1 homolog. NCBI's taxonomy places the organism in Eukaryota, Metazoa, Arthropoda, Malacostraca, Decapoda, Penaeidae. The annotation marks the transcript as partial. The transcript is spliced from 4 exons. The record is from RefSeq and is a predicted model, not a curated record.